This is a messenger RNA of Xenopus tropicalis (tropical clawed frog), 519 nucleotides long. It is a transcript of the gene cox5b, whose product is annotated as cytochrome c oxidase subunit Vb, gene 1. The transcript has 4 exons. Gene Ontology annotation, biological process: mitochondrial electron transport, cytochrome c to oxygen. The coding region runs from base 32 to 412 and encodes 126 amino acids. NCBI's taxonomy places the organism in Eukaryota, Metazoa, Chordata, Amphibia, Anura, Pipidae. The record is from RefSeq and is marked provisional. Gene Ontology annotation, cellular component: respiratory chain complex IV; mitochondrial inner membrane; mitochondrial envelope.
CCGGCAUCCUUCCCGCAAGCACGUAUCUGUCAUGGCUUCAAGGUUACUGUUCCGCAGGGCCGUCCAGGCUGUCACUAGGGUCGGGGCUGUGAGACUGGCGGCUCCAUCCCGGUGCAUGUCUGCUGGAGGCAUUCCAACGGAUGAAGAGCAAGCCACAGGUCUAGAAAAGAAGGUCAUGGCCGCCAUAAAGAAGGGCACUGAUCCCUACAGCAUUGAGAAACCACAGCAGUAUGCCGGGACCAAAGAGGAUCCUCAUAUUGUCCCUUCUAUAACAAACAAGAGGAUUGUCGGCUGCAUCUGUGAAGAAGACAACACCGCUGUUAUCUGGUUCUGGCUGCAUGAGGGAGAAGCCCAGCGCUGCCCAUCCUGUGGCUCCCACUACAAGCUUGUACACCAUCAUCUCCCCCAUUAACCGGCACUGUAGCUUGCUGUUUGUCUUUUAUUCCAAGUUUACACUGUCCUGUGUACUGUAUAUUUUGGCGUGGGACCAUGAAUAAAGUCAGCUGUCCAGCCCUCACA